GCAAUCCAAUCUGGUUUUGGGAUAGGUGGAAAGCUCGGCUCUGUGUGCGUUUACGGCGUGGGCGUGGCCUAGCCUGGGUUUAGGCAGAUUGCACGGGCCGGACGCUGGCGCCAUGGAGGAGUACGCUCGGGAGCCCUGCCCAUGGCGAAUUGUCGAUGACUGCGGUGGAGCCUUCACUAUGGGUGUCAUCGGUGGUGGAGUCUUCCAGGCCAUCAAGGGCUUCAGAAAUGCCCCUGUCGGAAUUCAGCACCGAUUGAGAGGUAGUGUCAACGCUGUGAGGAUCCGAGCCCCCCAGAUUGGAGGUAGCUUUGCGGUGUGGGGGGGCCUGUUCUCCACCAUCGAUUGCGGCCUGGUGCGGCUGCGGGGCAAAGAAGAUCCCUGGAACUCUAUCACCAGUGGAGCGUUGACCGGGGCUGUGCUGGCUGCCCGCAGUGGCCCAUUGGCCAUGGUGGGCUCAGCAAUGAUGGGGGGCAUCCUGUUGGCGCUCAUCGAGGGUGUCGGCAUCCUCCUCACUCGCUACACUGCCCAGCAGUUCCGCAAUGCACCCCCGUUCCUGGAGGACCCCAGCCAGCUGCCCCCUAAGGAGAGUACCCAGGCCCCAGGCUACCCCAGCUAUCAGCAGUACCACUGAAGAAGUGACCGCCUGUCGCCACCAUCAUGGGAGCGCCUCCUAGGUUCCCUCCCCGAUGAUCUACCUCGAAGGGAGGGCUGGCUCCCACUUGGCCCUGGGACCCCCCGGAGAGGGCCUCUCUGCUCUCUCCGCUCCCUUGUCCCAGGGUGGGCGUGGGGCACCCCAGCUGCCCUGAUGGACGGGUCCCCUUCACUCAGGGCACCCCAGCCCCACAUUCAUAAUGUAACAAGCUCUCACCCCAGCCCCUUCCUUUGGCACCCUGAUGAGUAUUUAAAGCCAGUCUUGAAACGCC
Molecule: messenger RNA, 923 nt
Organism: Rhinolophus ferrumequinum (greater horseshoe bat)
Lineage: Eukaryota; Metazoa; Chordata; Mammalia; Chiroptera; Rhinolophidae
Gene: TIMM17B
Product: translocase of inner mitochondrial membrane 17B
Exons: 6
Coding region: 113-631 (172 amino acids)
Biological process (GO): protein import into mitochondrial matrix
Cellular component (GO): mitochondrial inner membrane; TIM23 mitochondrial import inner membrane translocase complex
Molecular function (GO): transmembrane protein transporter activity
Source: RefSeq, a predicted model, not a curated record